Carassius carassius (crucian carp) is the source of this 4054-nucleotide messenger RNA. Its product is annotated as mitogen-activated protein kinase kinase kinase 10-like. NCBI's taxonomy places the organism in Eukaryota, Metazoa, Chordata, Actinopteri, Cypriniformes, Cyprinidae. Gene Ontology annotation, biological process: protein phosphorylation; positive regulation of apoptotic process. Gene Ontology annotation, molecular function: protein binding; ATP binding; JUN kinase kinase kinase activity. The coding region runs from base 865 to 4044 and encodes 1059 amino acids. The record is from RefSeq and is a predicted model, not a curated record. The transcript has 12 exons.
GUCCAGCCGGUGUAUUUGGAUACAAAGUCAGCCUAGGAGUUGACAGCCCGGGCGGUCCAUGGAAUAGAUCGCCUUUCUCACAGGGAAAGGAAACAGGGGAAGAAACUAUUCGACUGAGAUGAAGGACAGACCAACUAACUGACCCAGCUGAGAGCACGAUUAUAAGAGCAUCCUUCAGAGGAAUUCGAUGACACAACAAAUGGGGAAUAUUUCAACGUUAUGAUACGCCCAUGCGACGAGCUGUGUGGAUGUUGUGAUGAACGGUGAAUGAUCCAGGCAACCGCAAGCACAUCCGAAUUCAGAAAACCGGUUGAUUUGGCUGGAGGAACGCAUGGAUAGGCUACUUUAACACUGAUCUCUGGAUUAAAAGAAAUAUUGUUGCAGAAUCUAGAAAGGAAUUAGAGAAACCAAGCAAGCAGUAUCCAUGGCCUUUAGUGAUUCUUCAGAGGGAAAAGCCCAAUGCUGCAUCAAGUAACCAAAAAGAUAUGUUUAUCACACCUUGAUGGACUGGAUAUUCUUACCUAAUCUUAAGGACUUUGGUUUCUCUAGCAAAACUAUUUUUCAGUGUCAUCAUCUAUAAAUCUAUAUAACAGUGGAGCAUCAUCAUAUGAGAGCUAUUUGCAUACACUGACUGACUGAAAUGGCUCUAUAAAUGUUAAGACACACACAAAGUGUGCUGUGGACAAUCCAAGCAAUCGGUGAGGACAGUGCAGGGGCAGCCCAGCAAAAGCUUUACUUAUUAAUUUUGUUAAUCAUCAAGAAGGCCUGCACUCAGUAGAUGGGCUCUGCAUGGAUAUUGUGCGCAAGUUGACAGAGGGCCUCCUCCAGCUUUUGAGACCACAUCGCUGACCUGAACACUCAGUGAUGGACCCAUAUACAAGACUGAGUGGAGUAGGAGCUGGAGGUGGUGGCAGUGCUGCUCCGCUACCUUGCAAAAGUAGGGUAGGUUCCUGUGGACCCCGAGUUCCCCCUGCCCUCCCAGCAAAUGCAAACUCAAUACCCUGCUUGACACACAACAGCAGCAGCCAGAAUUCCUCUACAGUGGACUCUCCAGAUUCCCAUCUUCCUCAUCAUCAUGAAGGCAUUAACACAUACUGGACAGCUGUCUUUGAUUAUGAGGCCACAGCGGACGAGGAGUUGACCUUGCAACGUGGCGACCUACUGGAGGUGCUCUCCAAGGACUCAAAAGUGUCUGGAGAUGAGGGCUGGUGGACUGGCAAGAUCCAGGACAAGGUGGGCAUAUUCCCAAGUAAUUAUGUGACCCGACGGGACACCAGCUAUCCAGCGUUGCCUCCGGGAGGUCUGGUCGGUGGGGAGUCGCCACUGGAAAUUGAUUUCUCAGAGCUGUGCUUGGAGGAGGUGAUUGGGGCUGGAGGCUUUGGAAAGGUGUAUAAGGGUUUGUGGCGAGGUGAGGAAGUAGCUGUUAAAGCAGCUCGUCAGGACCCAGACGAGGACAUCAGUGCUACAGCAGAGAAUGUGAGGCAGGAGGCCCGACUAUUCUGGAUGCUCCGACACCGCAACAUCAUUGCCCUCCAAGGUGUUUGCUUGCGGGAGCCAAAUCUUUGCCUGGUUAUGGAAUAUGCCCGUGGCGGGGGACUUAACCGGACACUUGCUGGGAAGAAGGUGCCUCCUCGGGUACUGGUGAAUUGGGCAGUGCAGAUUGGGACGGGAAUGGACUACUUGCACAACCAGACCUUUGUACCAAUCAUCCAUCGAGACCUCAAAUCAAGCAACAUUCUGAUUCUGGAGCCUGUGGAGAGAGACGACCUGAGCGGGAAGACUCUGAAGAUCACAGACUUUGGGCUUGCUCGGGAAUGGCAUCGCACCACGAAGAUGAGCGCAGCAGGCACGUAUGCCUGGAUGGCUCCAGAGGUCAUCAAGCUGUCCCUGUUCUCCAAAAGCAGCGAUGUGUGGAGUUUUGGAGUGUUACUCUGGGAGCUACUGACUGGUGAGGUGCCAUACCGUGAAAUCGAUGCUUUGGCUGUGGCCUAUGGAGUUGCCAUGAACAAGUUGACACUUCCCAUCCCCUCCACCUGCCCUGAGGCCUUUGCACAGCUGCUUGGAGAGUGUUGGUGUCCUAACCCACAUGGGCGUCCUUCUUUUGGAAGUAUCUUGAAAAGGCUGGUGGACAUUGAGCAAUCUGCCAUGUUUCAGAUGCCGCUCGAGUCUUUCCAUUCCCUGCAGGAAGACUGGAGGCUGGAGAUCCAGCAGAUGUUUGAUGAAUUGAGAGCAAAAGAGAAGGAGUUACGAUCCUGGGAGGAAGCUCUGGCGCGGGCAGCUGAGGAGCAGAGGGAGCAAGAGGAGCACCUGAGGAGGCGUGAGCAGGAGUUAGCCGAGAGAGAGAUCGACAUCGUGGAGAGAGAGCUCAACAUCAUCAUCCAUCAGAUGUAUCAAGAGAAACCACACGUGAAAAAACGCAAAGGCCACUUCAAAAAGAGCAGACUGCUCAAACUUGGCAGAGACAGCAACUGCAUCAGUCUGCCAUCUGGUUUUGAACAUAAGAUCACGGUGCAAGCGUCGCCCAGCGUGGACAAGAGGAAAGGUCAGGGUAGUGAAAGCACCACUCCUCCAGCCAGCCCAGGGGUCAUUCCUCGCCUCAGAGCCAUUCGCCUGACACCCAGUGAUGGAAGGAAGACGUGGGGCCGGACUGCAGUGUGUAAGAAAGAAGACCUAGGGACCAAGAAGAAGGGCCGAACAUGGGGCCCCAGCUCCACACAUCAGCGCGAGAGAGUCGGUGGAGAGGACAGGUUAAAAUCACUUGGGGAAGGUAAGGUGUGGUCCUCCAGUGCUCCAAAUCUGGGGAAGUCCCCAAAACAUGCUCCUAUGACAGCUGGAUUCUCAAGCCUAAAUGAAAUGGAGGAGCACUGUGAGUUUGAUGACAGCUCCCCAGGACGCCUGGCUCCUGAGCUGGGCAGUAAUGGAGCGAUGGAGGAGGUGGGUUUCGGAUCAGUGGGUUUAGUGCAGGGAAUAGGCUCACAGGAUUCAGUUCGGCGCUGCAGCCAGAGGAAGAAGAGUGACCUGCUGCUGCUGGGCUGUGCCUCCAUACUGGCCGCUGUGGGCCUGGGCUCUGACAUCUUCCAGCUGGGACGACAGCAGAUGAGUCAAGAUGAGCAGGACCUGAGAGAGGAGCAGAGGAAGAAGGAGGGAUUGUUUCAGCGCACGGGACGAUUCAGACGCAGCACCUCUCCACCCAGCCGCACACUGUCACUCUCCCUGUCCCACAACCGCCAUCACGACUCCACCCUGCCCUGCAUGGACCCGUCUCCUUCCGUCACCCUCCUCUCUUUGUCCUCCCUCUCUGACUGCAACUCCACCAAGUCCCUGUUGCCCUCUGAUUCUGAUGACUUUGCCUCGACCCCUAGUAGUGCUCACCCAGUGGUCUCUCCCGCGCUGUCAUUAAACCCUCUGCUGGACCUGAGGGCGGAGAGCUUCAAACGAGAGCCCAAUCAAUCCCUCACACCCACCCAUGUGUCUGCAGCUAUGGCGUUAAACCGCGGGCACCGUCGCACGCCCUCUGAUGGGGCCAUCCGUCCUCGAGCGCAGACGGUCGUGGGACAUCGGCGCACCCCCUCUGAUGGGAGUAUGCCCUUCCCACCCGAACAAGCCCCAACCAUUACACCAUAUACAGGUUCUCGUGAAACUCUUGACAUUCCACGCCUGCCUGACCCAUCCGUGGUUUAUCCCUCAGGCCAUCGGCGCAAACCUCCUCCUCCCAUCCCCAUCCCCAAGCCAGAGCCAGACAGCCAUACAGGCACACUCGAGCGUCCCAAAACCCUUGAGUUCGCUCCUCGCCCCAGACCCACCCCAGCUCGAGCACGUCCGGACCCCUGGAAACUAUCAUCUCUGUCCCAGACGCUCAGUUCGUCUUCAGGUAGCAGCUGCGACAGUCCGCUGGGCUCGGGUGACAGCGGAGUGAGCGCUGGAGCGGGUGUUGUCCAUCAAAGCCUUCUCGACAUGGACAUGGAAGGCCAGAGCAAGGACAACACCAUCCCCCUGUGCGGAAAACACCCCCAGGCCACUCUAUGCGGACAACAUUUCUCGUAAGAAGACUACU